AUGUUCUGGAAAAGCGAGAGCCUGGUUCCUCUGCCCGAGGGGAACAGAGUCGUGACUGAAGGGUUUCUGGCCGAAAAGGUAAUGUCAGCGGACAGGGAGCAUCAGCAAGGCGCGUCUCGCUGCGUGGAAAACAGCGUUUCUCGGACCGUGUCUCACUCGGACAGCGACACGUUGGGAACUAACAUGGAGAAGGAUGUGAUCCGAUCCUCCCCCAGCCCUCCGUCUACCCCCUCGAUUUCAUCUCCGCCUUCAUCGUCCUACUCCAACAUCUCCGCCGACAAGAACAUCUGUGCCAGCUGUGGUUUAGAAAUCCUAGAUAAAUAUCUGUUGAAGGUGAAUAAUUUGAUCUGGCACGUCCGCUGUUUAGCCUGUUCGGUCUGCAGAACUUCCCUGCGCAGGCACGCCAGCUGUUACAUUAAAAACAAAGAAAUCUUCUGCAAAGUGGAUUAUUUCAGCCGGUUCGGGACCACCUGCGCCCGGUGCGGGCGGCAGAUCUACGCCAGUGACUGGGUGCGCCGGGCGCGGGGCAACGCCUACCACCUCGCCUGCUUCGCCUGCUUCUCGUGUAAGCGGCAACUGUCCACGGGGGAGGAGUUCGGGCUGGUCGAGGAGAAGGUCCUCUGCAGGAUCCACUACGACACCAUGCUGGAGAACUUGAAGCAAGCAGCGGAGAACGGUAACGGCCUGAGUCUGGAGGGAGCUGUGCCUUCGGAUCAGGACAGUCACCCCAAACCAGCCAAGAGAGCGCGGACGUCCUUCACAGCAGAGCAGUUACAGGUGAUGCAGGCGCAGUUUGCACAGGACAAUAACCCGGAUGCACAAACACUUCAGAAGCUUGCGGACAUGACUGGUCUGAGCCGACGUGUUAUCCAGGUCUGGUUUCAAAACUGCAGAGCGAGGCACAAAAAGCACACGCCCCAGCACGCUGUCGGUCAGCCUGGUCCACCUCGAUCUCGUCUCCCUCCGUCUCUACCAGAGGACCUUCAUUACCAAGCUUUCAGUCACCACGAGCGGACCAGGAUGGUAGCACUACAUGGAUACGUGGAGAGUCAUCCAUUUUCGGUACUGACGGCACAGUCAAUCCCACACCAAGCUUUGGCUCUGCCACAAUUGCCAAUUAGCCGCUGA
Molecule: messenger RNA, 1128 nt
Organism: Pristis pectinata (smalltooth sawfish)
Lineage: Eukaryota; Metazoa; Chordata; Chondrichthyes; Rhinopristiformes; Pristidae
Gene: lhx6a
Product: LIM homeobox 6a
Exons: 9
Coding region: 1-1128 (375 amino acids)
Biological process (GO): forebrain neuron development; neuron differentiation; regulation of transcription by RNA polymerase II
Cellular component (GO): nucleus
Molecular function (GO): DNA-binding transcription factor activity, RNA polymerase II-specific; RNA polymerase II transcription regulatory region sequence-specific DNA binding
Source: RefSeq, a predicted model, not a curated record